CUGGUCCGAAUUCGGUGGCGCCACGUCCGCCCGCCGGAUCUCCGCCUUCUGAGCCGGCCGCGCGCCUCCAGUGGGCACCUACGAGGCGAAGAUGUCGGACAUUGGGGACUGGUUCCGGAGCAUCCCGUCCAUUACGCGUUAUUGGUUCGCCGCCGCCGUCGCGGUGCCCUUGGUCGGAAAACUCGGCCUCGUUAGCCCGGCUUACUUCUUCCUUUGGCCCGAAGCUUUCCUCUAUCGUUUCCAGAUUUGGAGGCCAAUCACUGCCACCUUUUAUUUCCCUGUGGGUCCAGGAACUGGAUUUCUUUAUUUGGUCAAUUUAUAUUUCUUAUAUCAGUAUUCUACACGACUUGAAACAGGAGCUUUCGAUGGGAGACCAGCGGACUAUUUAUUCAUGCUCCUCUUCAACUGGAUUUGCAUUGUGAUAACUGGCUUAGCAAUGGAUAUGCAGUUGCUGAUGAUUCCUCUGAUCAUGUCAGUACUUUAUGUGUGGGCCCAACUGAACAGAGACAUGAUUGUGUCGUUUUGGUUUGGAACACGAUUUAAGGCUUGUUAUUUACCUUGGGUCAUCCUUGGAUUCAACUAUAUCAUUGGAGGAUCGGUGAUCAAUGAACUAAUUGGAAAUCUCGUUGGACAUCUCUAUUUCUUCCUAAUGUUCAGAUACCCAAUGGAUUUGGGAGGAAGAAAUUUUCUGUCAACACCCCAGUUUCUGUACCGCUGGCUGCCUAGCCGGAGAGGAGGGGUGUCAGGAUUUGGUGUUCCCCCUGCGAGCAUGAGACGAGCUGCUGAUCAGAAUGGUGGAGGCGGGAGACAUAACUGGGGACAGGGCUUCCGACUUGGGGACCAGUGAAGGUGCAGCGUCUCGCCUGCCCUUCCAGCCGCUCUGCUCACAUGAAGUUUCCUCCCAGUGCUGGGUGCGCUUAACAGCUGAGUUCUAGCUAGCGCUGUUGGACCUGACCCACACUGAAUGUAGUCUUUGAGUGCAAGACACACUUUUUAAAAGUCCUGAAGAAAAAUAUAAGUGUUCCUCAAGUUUCAUGACUCCCAUCCAACUCCUUACUGCUAUGAAGAACAAAUAUCAGCUGUUUAAAUUGCAGAACUGACUAUAUUUUUUUGGCGUCUUCCUUUUCUGUCUUAAAUAACUGGUCUUGGCAACUCCUGGUGUGUCUGCUGAUAAACAGUGCGGUGUCCAGGGUAGGGCCACUAAAGCUUUCGUGGAAGGGACUCUUCUUUCUUACACACAUGCCUCCUCCCUACCUUUCCUGGCCCCUAGUUUUGCAGCUAGAGGAGGCCCCCAUAAAGUGGCUAUGCCUUUGACAGGCUCUCUUAUUUAUUGACUUUUGCCAAGGCUUCAUCGACAACUGACUCCUGCCAUUCACCUCCUUGGCCAGCAGAACUCUUACAAUAGGGGAGAAGAAUGGAGCAGAUGGUGAAGCGCUUUCUCAGCUUUUGGAACUGCUGGGGCCUGCAUCUGCCCCCUCUUCAGAGGUCUUCGUACACAAACCACCACCUAGUCAGGGUGGUCACAGAUGGGUGUCGGUGGACAGGGCAGUCAAUACAGGCAGUUUCCCCCCUAA
Suncus etruscus (white-toothed pygmy shrew) is the source of this 1574-nucleotide messenger RNA. It is a transcript of the gene DERL1, whose product is annotated as derlin 1. The record is from RefSeq and is a predicted model, not a curated record. Gene Ontology annotation, biological process: endoplasmic reticulum unfolded protein response. Gene Ontology annotation, molecular function: ubiquitin-specific protease binding; misfolded protein binding. Lineage: Eukaryota; Metazoa; Chordata; Mammalia; Eulipotyphla; Soricidae. The transcript has 8 exons. Gene Ontology annotation, cellular component: endoplasmic reticulum membrane; Hrd1p ubiquitin ligase ERAD-L complex. Bases 92 to 847 code for a protein of 251 amino acids.